Messenger RNA from Fomitiporia mediterranea MF3/22, 828 nucleotides. RefSeq names its product kinase-like protein. Gene Ontology annotation, molecular function: protein kinase activity; ATP binding. Gene Ontology annotation, cellular component: spindle pole centrosome; chromosome passenger complex; spindle midzone. Lineage: Eukaryota; Fungi; Basidiomycota; Agaricomycetes; Hymenochaetales; Hymenochaetaceae. The coding region runs from base 1 to 828 and encodes 275 amino acids. Gene Ontology annotation, biological process: regulation of cytokinesis; mitotic spindle organization; protein phosphorylation. The record is from RefSeq and is a predicted model, not a curated record. The transcript has 5 exons.
AUGUUUCAUUCGAACUGGUUUCGUGCAAAAGGACGAUGGGGCCGAGAAAAAACAUGGAAAUUUGAGCGGAUAGAGAUGCUUGGUAGUGGGAGCUCUGCUAUUGUUUGGGUGAGCUAUAAAUCCUCGUUUCCCAUUUCUUCUCUGCGUUUGAAGCAAUGGGCCAAUGGCAUCUCCGAGUCGACUUUGACUGACUUUGACUAUACUAUACUACAGGUUAUAAAACGAAAUGACCUUGGGGAAGGAAACCCGAGAGAAUUCGUUGCCAAAGUUGUUAACAAGAUAUACUGCACUAGUGGCAAGUUGUGGAGUCAUGAGGAGCUGAAAUACAUUGAGCAGGAUGUGAAGAAUGAAGCCAGUUUGCUGGCGAGAAUGCGUCAUAAGAAUGUGUUGAUGUGCUACGGAGCAUUCGAGAACACUACAGAAUGGGUGCUUGUCUUUGAAUAUGCAAGAGGCGGAGAACUCCUCCAUCGCCUGAAGAAGGUCAAAUACUUCAACGAGCAUUGCGUUGUUCACUACGUGAGACAGAUGGUCGAUGCAGUUGCUUACAUUCAUUCCUUAGGUAUCGUGCACAGAGAUCUGAAACCGCAGAAUUUCUUUAUAAAGCAGGCAUACACAGAUGAUUCUCCCUGCACUAAUGACCGAAUUCUACUUGGAGACUUUGAAAUUGCAACCCAGCUUGAAGGAGACAUAAGAAUGAAGCGUUUCUGCGGAUCUUUGGGGUAUAUAGCACCAGAACUGGCACGACUUUAUGUAAAGCAGGUUUUCAAAGAAGACGGGUACGAAAAAGCAUCAUAUUCGAAAUCAGUUGACAUCUGGUCCUUAGGGUAA